UUUCGAAACCUACGCAUCUUGGUACCUGAUACUGAGACUCACAGCUCUGUAAAUGGUGUUGCUCAAGCAUAUAUAAGUGAGAGGGACAGACACUUCUGGGAACUCACCGCAGUCCGCCUUGGUUUUCACUCGCCUCAACGCAGCGCAAAGGUGAAAAAAAAAAUGGCCUUCGCUGGUGUCCUCAAUGAUGCUGAAGUAAAAGCAGCUCUGGAUGGUUGCUCAGCUGCUGACUCCUUUGAUCACACAAAGUUCUUCCAGACAUGUGGGCUGGCCAAAAAGUCCGCAGAUGAUGUCAAGAAGGCUUUUCAAAUCAUUGACCAGGAUGGCAGUGGCUUCAUUGAGGAGGAUGAGCUGAAGCUGUUCCUGCAGAAUUUCAGUUCUGGUGCCAGAGCACUCACUGACAAAGAGACCAAGGCUUUCCUCCAAGCUGGUGACACUGAUGGUGACGGCAAGAUUGGAGCUGAUGAGUUUGCUGCCAUUGUAAAGGCAUAAACUUCCAUUGACCAAGAUCCCCCUCCUUUCAUGGAACUGCGAACUCUAUGCAAGCUUCAGUAAUCAUCAGCUGAAAGAAUAUUUUUUAUAUCUUAUUUAUGAGUUGCCUGCGGACUUUUUCUCAACAUGGAACACAUGUUUUGCUGUAACUGUGUUAUAUGUUCUGAAAAACUAUGAUGUGCAAACUACAAUACCAUCUGCACCUUUUGAGGAAGAGUGAUAAACCAGGAAUAAAUGCUCUUUUGGUGUAAAGUCA
Molecule: messenger RNA, 748 nt
Organism: Thalassophryne amazonica
Lineage: Eukaryota; Metazoa; Chordata; Actinopteri; Batrachoidiformes; Batrachoididae
Product: parvalbumin beta-2-like
Exons: 5
Coding region: 163-492 (109 amino acids)
Cellular component (GO): cytoplasm; nucleus
Molecular function (GO): calcium ion binding
Source: RefSeq, a predicted model, not a curated record